Plasmodium knowlesi strain H is the source of this 828-nucleotide messenger RNA. Its product is annotated as MSP7-like protein. Bases 1 to 828 code for a protein of 275 amino acids. Lineage: Eukaryota; Apicomplexa; Aconoidasida; Haemosporida; Plasmodiidae. The transcript has a single exon. The record is from RefSeq and is a predicted model, not a curated record.
AUGAACGGAAAAAUCUACCUUCUGCCUAUUUUUUUCCUGGGACUACAUGUCGUAGCAUCGUACGACAAAAGCAAAAUCGCUGAGACGAAUUACAAUCUGAGAAAUGAGAAGGCUGAACAAAUCGAUAAACAGAAUAGGACAGGCAAUGAGGAACCUUUCAUUGGACAAAACAUAAUUAGUUAUUUUAAAAACAUCUUGAACGAUUUUAAUAACGAUUUAAAAGAGGAUAGUAAUGCUCCUGAGAAUGGAAAAUUAACAGGCCAGGUGUCGGAAGAGGAUCCCACGAACAAGGAAGGAAUAAGUGAGGAAAAAGCACCAGAGGAGGAGGACGCGCAAAGUGGUGAGGAAGGCGGCGUUGCGGAAGGUGAACAAAACGAUGGAGGGGCAGAGUCCACCCUUCCAGUGCAAGGAGAGGAGUACGACGAAUCCAGCCUAAAUUAUGCAGAUGAUUUGUAUGAAGAUAUCCUAAGUAGCUUAAGUAAAAAGGGCGGUGAAGAAGGAACCAAUUAUGAUGACAAAUAUAAUGAGUUCAAAAAGGAAUACGAUAGGUUCAUAUCGUUAAGUAAAGACGAAUAUGAAAUUAUAGGCAAGCUCAUCGAUGCAUUUUCUAUGUACAACGAUGCUAUUAGUGAAGACACAGAUUCUGUGUACCAAGCAAUUAAGAAAUCCUUUACGGAUAAAAAGUUUAAGCAAGAAUUUAAGGAUUUCAUGAACGGCAUUUAUACCUAUACUCAGAAGAAGCAUAAUAUAAGAGGUUCCCAAACGGAAGAUAUCAAGAAGUACCUCAUGCUGUUUCAGAACAUAAUCAAUUACCUCAACAUGAUAUAA